Molecule: messenger RNA, 876 nt
Organism: Ooceraea biroi (clonal raider ant)
Lineage: Eukaryota; Metazoa; Arthropoda; Insecta; Hymenoptera; Formicidae
Source: RefSeq, a predicted model, not a curated record
UAUCACGCGCCGCGCGUCGCCUGUCGUGAGUUGCGUCGCGCUGGCUGCCGAAGCCCGAAGACGAGGAAAGGGAUUGACUGCACCCUCGCAAUUGUUCUGAGUGGAGUGGACACACACGUUUGGAAAACAAGAGAAGAAGACAAAGAUUGUAGGACUCGAAAACGGAGUUUUGCGGUCGAUACACAGGCCGUGUUAUUUCCUCAAAAAGGAUUCGACGAUGAUCGAGGUACAAGGAUAGCAGAGAGAGAAGUAGUGCGAGAGAAAAGAGGGGAGGGUGUCGCAGGAAGGAAGAAGAGGGUACAGACGGAGAAGUGGACAGAGAGAGGAAGAAAUAGUCGCCGAGAGACAGGGAAAAGAGAGAGAAGUCGGGUCCGUGACCGAGCAGGAUCAAUGCACGAUGCGGACCUUGAGACUCCCUCCACCCUUCACCCACCCUUUGUCUAAUUCUCAUCCAGCGACGAUCCCACCGCCCGGUCCGCACGAUUUGCAGCCCUUGCAUAGGCGGCACAACGACGACGACAAGAGCGAGAAGAGAACAAGACAGGCUUGGAGGACGGGUGAGGAGAGGGAAAGACAGGCUUGGAAGGAGAGACGCAGAUUGCAUCCUCUGCACGGCACUGCUCUGUCAGCCACACCAACAACACACAACCGCACUAUCACAUCGCCGUCAGUUGCUGAUAUGCAGGCCGAUGCACCACUGUGGCCUCUCACGGCGGCCAAUGCUCUUUGCGAUUUGUUGCGGCUUUCAAAAUCGUAUUAUAAUUCUUAACUGACGCGAUAUCGACUUCGUGUGGGUCGCGUGAUCACAUGUCCAAUUUAUGUCGAAUCGGCUUCAUUUGUUAUACAGGGUGUCCCGGGUUUUAACCAACAAACUGC